GUGACGUGGUUAAUAUAAGGCUUUGAGUCGGUGUGAUCUGUCAGCCACUUUUCGCGUGCUGUCAAACCCACGGCGCGCACAUAAGUCUCUUUUUGUGCCCGAAAAAACCCCUCUGUCACCGUGAAAUAUUUUGGAUCCUGGCACUUUGACACGCUGCCAAGGAAAAAGAGAAAACAUUUGAAACUUCCGGCGUGACAGCUCGGGUCAUCCCCUGAUUUUUCGUAUUUGUGUUAAAUAAGACGGCUACUAAGAUUUUCUUCCAGACGUCCGGCUCGAGCGAGAGCAACAACACGUUUAGAGAAAUGGACCGCACGAAACGCCAAGGUAUGAUGCUCGUUCUGGCGCUUAGUAUUUCGCUGUGUUCAUUAGCCGACGGUGCCUGCGUUCAGGAAGAAAACGGAGGUCCCGUUCAUUGCUGUGAUCAAAGAGAACAUGGCGGUUCUCUUCAAUGUUGCGGCGGCAGAAACAGCAGUUGUGGCAUGGAGGAUUACGUUCAUAAUACUAUUUGCUACUGCGAUGAAUUCUGUGAGACGGCCGCGGACUGUUGUCCUGAUUUUGAAAGUGUGAAGAGACCAUGCGGCUGGGGAAAUGGUAAGUGGCUAGAAUUCUUCUCGCUUUGUUUUGAGGAUGAAGGUCAUUUCACAGCAAUGUAAGUAGAAUUAAGCAGGGUCUUAUUACAAUUUAGUCUAGCUAUGGGUGAAUCUCCGCUCGUCAAAGCCUCGUGAUAAACCCAAAGUAUCCUUUUUAGACCCAAAACGCGCCAUUGCAUUCUGUUUAUCUUACUCUCUUCUUACAUUCGCUUGGGCAUAUUAUGUGUAGUCUAACUUGGCUGCGAGUCACUAUUGUUACUUGAUCGAUAAAAUCUAAGCACUUAUGGAUGUUUUGAGAGAUAAAAAUAACGGGAACGAAUGUACGCAGGCUGAUUUGAAUGUAGUAUGUAGGCGAAUCAAACAAGUACUGAGUAUUUUAUCUUUAUAUCGGAAGUUAAGACAAUUAACCAUGAAUCAAAAGCACUAAGGGUUUGUUUAAUCAGUGAUGCAUGGAGGAAGCUUUGUACCUCAUGCAUGAAAAACGUGUUUUACUCGUAAAACCGGGGAUUUAUUUUGAAAACCUGACUCUUGAGUACAUGCAAAUAGGCAUGAGCACGGCUGCAUGUUCAAGAUCACUGUACGCGUGCGAUAUCCGUAUCCCCGCGCUUUAACGUCAAAGAACGGGGUUAUAGAUAUCAGCAACUGCUCUCGAGUCUUCGUAUCUACGAUAUCAUUUUCACCAAAUGCGAGCCUUUUCAAAGGCAACUCGAUUUUAUCGUGAAAACCGUGUGCGCUUAAUUUUUGGGGAUAAUCUGCUGAUCUCGACUUGAAAAAAUUCCCUCUCUGCGAAAUUAAACGUUGCAAAAAUGAUUUGCCUCAUACAUUUGAGUUUAAAAAAAGAAAAAAACAUCACGUGCUAAUUAAGGGCAAUUUCUCAUUCUCUGUGUUCCGAACACUCGAAAUAACCAUCAUCAGAUCAUCAAACGUGUCCCUCCUCUAAGAAACUAAAAAAAUAAGAACACUUAGACUUAACACCAAAUUUAUUCCAAUGUUUGGCUGUUUGAACAGAAAUUCACAAAAAGUUUUUCUCAGGAGAUAUUUCAUUCAUCUUUAACCGCAAAAAUGUGUUCCCACAAAAUGCAAAAAAAUCGGCAACGAGUAGAAUGAAGCUUCCGCAAUAUUUUUAGCUACCGGUGGGCGAAUGCAUCUUGUUAACUUGCAGAAUUGAUAUUAAGUGGAUAUCAUAAACUGAACAAUCGUAAUAUAAUUUUUUCCAUGUGUUACCAUCCAGUUGCAGUCAAAACAUUUACCUCUUCUACUAUUUACAACUUUUCUGGUGAAUGACCUUUUUACCGGGCAAACACUGGAACAACAACAAAGAGACAUUCCUGGAAUUAAACAUUACAAGAAUGAAAAAAAAAAAAAGAGAAAGUUUUGAAAUUGUUGUACCAACUUGUACACUAAGAAUAUUUUCAAAACUAGACGAUUGAUAUUGUGAGCUCAUUCAUGGGCCUGACCUUGUCGCGGUCAAGCCACAAAGUCUCUAAUUUUUUGGCAGCAGAUAUUUCUUAAAAGGCCAAGAAUUUUUUUGCAGGAGAAAUCUCAACAGUUGCUAUAAUUAGAAACUUUUGCUUCUCCAUUGUUCUUUUAUUAAUCUUUUAUCAUCAAAUUUGGACUUGACCAGAAAAUCUAGUAAAUCCUUAAAUCAGUGCUCUUUAAGACAUGUCGAGAGAGUUCUUUCGGUGUCCGGUUUAUGAAAAUUAAUCCUGUUUUUAUUCAAAGGACAAACACUCUGAAAAAAGACAGUUAAGGAGUAUAUAAUGAGCUUUUCGGAAUGGCUUCACCCGCUAAAAGGACAUCGUUAACAGACCUCAACACGCUACCGUUGACAGCGUAAUAUUUUUUUGCAUUCGUCGUUUUAUUGAACUGGACCAACGAAACGGUAAUUGCCACAUCCCUUUUCUCGACUCCUUUUGAAUUUGUGACGCCAUUCACCUAAUUUAUUUUUUCCGUUAUUAAUCUUGGUAGUUUACAUGUACAUUAUAUUUAUCUCUAAUUAAGUGGGAUUAGACCAGAUUACUGUAUACUUAUUGUAGAAAAGCCCAUAAUUCGGCUUAAAUAAUUAGAUACAGUCGUCGAUUUUUCCAGCCAUCUUGCUCUUUCAUCUUUAGAUUAUGUUCUUAAAAUCUUUGUAUCAAUAUCAAUAUCAAAUUGCUGCUUUAAUUCCUGAAGAAGAUGUUUACUUUUCAGCGGUUUUCAGUUUUGGGAGACACGCUUCGUGCCUAAAAAGGAUAUGUCAAACUUGUUUGGAUUUAUGAACUGACUAAACUACCUGUUAUUAUCCUUUCUCCAUCAAUGCUGUCUGAUAUGGUUUCCUUUUUGAAAGUUUUCUAAAAUCCGAGAUCAAGACACCAACAGUUCUAUUAAUAGUAAAGCUCUAUAUAUUUUCAGUGGAGCUAGUACUGACUAACUUAAUCCCCCACCCUCCCUUUCCUCUCAAAUGAUCAGUCUCUCAUUCAUCCUUCUGUUAACCUCCUCUAUCUACAUAUUGUCCUCAGUUGUAUGAUUAUCUCAAAACCAUUCUCUGCUUCAAUUCGUCCAAGCCAUAACAGAAACAGUCAAUCUUCCUAGCCUAAGAUAAACCCUCACCAAGUGAAGAUGCCAUAAUUUCAUCGCAAUAGUUCUUGAUGAUAUAAACUUCUUCCAGGAGAAGAUCUCUUUCUUCGCGGAUAAACUCACGAGAAAUGCAAAGUUGGUAUAACUGUCGUGACAUAAAGUCGGGCGAUUUUCACUCACCCUGGUACAAACUGAACAGACUAGAAAUUCCUCCAGUACCAUAUAUAUUAAAUGAUAUCAAGAAAUUUGAGAAGAAAGCAAAGACAAGCGAACCCACCCGUAGAAAACGUCUUCUUCUGCAGCUUCCCCCCACGUAGCUCAAGCCCUAUGAAAACACGAGUGGAACUUUUCCAAUGACGAAUGACUGAACCCAAAACUAAAUACAUAAUAAAACUGAAAACAUUAAGUUUUUAUAGGCUUUUUGUUCAUAUAAGAAACUGAAUAUUUUAUUUCUACGAGUAUUUAGAGCCUGGCAGCGCAUGAGGUAUCUUUUCUUUCAUUACUGAUGAUCCUUUGUAAAACAGCAAAUUUUAAAGGCGAGGUUAAACUGUUCUACCCCCCUCUCCCCUCUCCCCCCUCCCAUCUUCCAAAUAUAUGCAGGUUAAUUCCGUCUGUUUAAGGUGGCGACAUACUUCGGAUUAAUUUGUAAAAAGUGGAUUUUAAAAUCUAAUCUGGUAAUUACCUUAACCUUUGCAGAUGUGUGGUAUCGAUGAAGACCUUGUAACUAAGAAAAGAUGCGGCAACCGACCAAAAAAUUCACGUUGAAAAUUAAUUAGGCAUUUUUACAAUAGAAUCUUCACAAACAAUCGUCACAUUAAUAGCUCUCGAAAUUCUUGAUCACUCGUCAUUUCUUUGGAAGUGUUUAUGGUUUCGCUGUUCAUUGUCUUUUCACAUCUGCAACGCACAAAACAACGCAAAUCUUCGUUCAUGAAAUGAUCGGAAUUCUGUUUCAUUCCGGAGUGCUUUUGAGCGUGAUAACUGAAAGUAAUCCUUCAAUGAGUGACAUAAAUUCCUACUCCGCUUUCAUCGACCGCGACUUAAAAUAUGCACAUAGUUGUUUGGCGGGCUGCUCCAACUACAAAAAAUAAACGCUAUUGCUAUCAUAGAAACAUUCCCGACGGUCUUAAUGAAAUCCGUAAGGAAUAAGCCUGUCCAUAAUUAAUUCCAAGUGCCUUGAUAAGCCUCUUCUCUUUAAAUACCCCUGAGCUUCUUAAGACCCUUCUUGAGGGCAGGAAUGGUAAAUCCUCAGCACUAUUGUACCGUCCCAAGAUCUCAUUGAUAAUUCUCCUCACUGUCAGCCAUAAAAUUCUUAUGAUGAUGAUUCCAAGAAUUUAGAGUUGGAUCAACUAAAAGGUUAAAUCCCCUUAUUGAUCAUUUCCCGUCUUUUCAUCACUUAUAUGCUUGAUUUUGUAUUGAUAUUGUGAGAAGGAAUUCUUGUCUUGGUCACUCUUUAGAGUUUAAGGGUUAAAACUAAUUAAUUUUUUCUCUCCACAGGCCUACUAUUAUAGCCUACCUAUAAAUAUUUGCACUCUUAGUUUUUUUUCCGGUUUUUUUCCGUAUGAAUCGUGCCUUGUAUCUAUUUAAAGAAUGGAUUUGAGAGUUAUCUUAUCUAUCUUACUUCUUAAUGACGGAUUCUGAGGAAUGAUAAAUAAAGUCUGGGUUUGGUUUUAUGGUUUUUUAAGUUCAAUGGAAUUGUGCGGAUUCGUGCCCCUCGACUGGAACUUGUUGUUUCCUGCGGCUCGUGCUACAGAAAGUCACUUGAAUUAAACUUAAAACGAACACGUUUCUCGUAGUAGACCGAAAGUUUGAAAUUGGGGAAUAUGACUUGCGUUACGUCCUCGGUUUUAGCUGGGGCAUAUUCGAUCACAUGGUUAGUUAAGAAAAAUCGAGAACGACCACAAAUAUUUGAGGAUUAUAAUAUCAAUAUCAUUGUCAUGGAUAUGGUGAUAAUCAUUAUUAGCGUCAUCGAUAUCGUCAUCGUCAUGGUUUAUGUUAACGUUGACCUUACCGUUAUCAUUAUUGUUAUUAUAACUUUGUUCUCAACUUCUGUUUUCAUAUUAAACUUAAUCAGAGGUUGCUAUGAAAUACAACAAACUUCAUGCUUCGAGGCGUAGGUAACAAGUAACAAAAAAUGUGUACUGGAAGUAGAAAUUGAUAAAAAAAAAACUAUUUUAAACAAUAGUUUUCAGUAGUUUCCUUCAAUUUUCUUGGCAGUGAAACAAGACUGCGUAGUUUCUCCAUGGUCGGAUUGGGGUCCCUGUCGUCCGCGAUGCGGCAUAGGGUUCAGACGGAGGACUCGGACUGUGACAUUCCGACCAAUGAACGGCGGAAGAGAAUGUCCCCCACUUAUAGAAAAUAGCGGAUGUUUUACAAAACUUUGUGGAGGCAAAGAAUUAGGUAAGGAAGCUUCUGGAAUUUCUUCUUUUUUUAUGUUAUGUCUUCUGCUUGGAAAACAUAAAAAUUAGCCAUACAAUGUAAAUAGACAAGGCUUAGUUGGAUUCUGCAACAUCUUUAUCUUCUAACUGAAAGUUAUAGUUUUAGACUUAGACUCAAAAAUCGCGAAGAAUGCUCGAAAGUCCAUCUCACAAAACGGCGUUAGAGUUUGCAGGUUAGGGCAAUGUGGAGAAGAACGUCGAGUACUUCCUGAGAAAAACAGAACAAUUGUAAUAGAUACUUAAAUUCAUAUCUCCAUUUUUAGGUUUUGCAAGAAUUUUACCCUAUAAGUUCAAGAAAGAACGCGCUCCUUCAGUGUGGGACAAAAUCCUACCAGCGCCGAGGGAAGAAUUGAAGACUACGGAGGCACCAAAGAGGUGACGGGAGUUUUGUUUGUUCUACCUGCAAAAUUUGUUUGCCAUCGCCUCGAUCUCGUUGCUUUGCCCGUUAUAGUUUGCAAUUUGGAAAUUGGUUUUUCUUUUUGCAACUCGAAGAUUCAACUUAAAAUAAAACUGGCUCUAAUAAGGAACGAUUUAAAUAAACUGCGUGACUGCAAUGGCUGAUUUAUCCCGGUAGCUAAUACUGGUUGUUAAUGGUAGAGGCUGAAGCUAUCACGUUACUGUAUAAUGUUUCCACGGCAUCAUCAGGGAAUGAAAAUAUUUUGCGUUCCACCCUAACUUUCGUAGCCAGCAGAACAGGCGCAAUUGUUUGCGUUUUUGAGCGAACGGAGGCAAGUGCCAGGUAGGCGUAAAAUGCGAUUCACGCGCGAGGGUGGAGCUUCUACCCUCGCGCGUACCUAAUGCUUCGCGCUUUGCCUUAUUCGCCUCAAAGACGUGAAUUUAUUGGUAGUGAGGUAGACCCUAGCUUAUCCCUUAGAGCACCACACAUGCACCUACACUCUCCAAUAUGUCAUCUUUCUUUGUGUACCUUUUCAUUAGCAUUGUCUGCCACUAUAUCACACCACAAUAUAGAUAGCUGUACAACAAAAAUGUUUUCCAUCCCUGAUAACGCCGUGGAUCUGCGACAGUUUGGAAGCUUAUUUUCAUUACAGUAGCUAAAGGCCUUAUUGAAACCAUUUCACUAUCAAGCUGACAGAAUUAUGCACGUAUUUUUAAUGGUUCUUACCGAUGACCUUUCGGAGGACAGACACGUAGGUGACAAUGGUGGUGAUAACAUCACCCACCGUAAAAUUGAAUAUUUUUUUUCCUUUAUAUGAUAAAAAGCAAAAUGGUGCUAAUGAUGACCUCAUCUAUGCGUCUGUCCUCCCAUAGAUCAGCGGUAAAAACCAAUUAAAUGCGUGUAGUAUUCAGCUCAGCAUAUGAUUUUAAAUUGUUACUGAAAGACAACAUGCAACGGUUACUGUAAAUAUAUUUCUGUAAGUAAGUAAGCGACUUUAUUUAACCAGGGUAGCCCAUAGGGGCCCUUGGGAAUAAAGAUAUGUGCAAUUUAUAAAAUCUAAAAAAUUAGUACAAUUUAAAAAUUUCAAAUUAGAGUAAAAAUUAUAAAAACUCUAAAGAACAUUUAAAAGGCUAAAAUAUACUAACAUGACAAAAUGAUUAUAGAUUUCCAGAGGAUAAAAAUUACAAAUAAAUAUAUUUAAUUGUCAAACUUUUAAAAUUACUCAAGGAGGGGGCACUCUGGUAAUGGUUAUCUUCAUACUAUGUUGGAUUAUUUUGAAAUUCUAACGAAGCUAUUUUUGUUAUUUGUGUAGGCCAAGCUAUUGUAUACAUUACAAGGUGCACUUCAAGCACCCGCACUGUAGGAAUACCUGGGCAGACAAGCUUGACCCACAGACCCCAAUCUGUGUUGAGUGCCAAGACGAGGCCAUGAACAAGCACGGAAAGUGUAAGGGCCAAGGGCUCUUUGGGGAUGUGACGUUGUGGGAAGCAGUCGACCUCAAAAGCUGUUACGGUGGCUGGCUGAAGAUUGGGCCAAAGAUUCCUAAUUGUACGUGCCAAAAUAAACAAUUCAACAAUUUUAUAUUUAUAUAAAAGCAUUAGCAGUAUUUAGCUCAUAUAAUCAACAGCUUGCUUCAUAAGGUCAACCGAGAUGACAUCAUCCUGAGCUCACAGUUCGGAGAACGCUGAUACGUAGAACAUUCGAUUUUAGUUCCAGUCUCUUUCGACGCUUUCUGUUGAUGCCAUUGCAAGGCUAAUGAUUGAAUCAAACGGCAUUCAUUGUAAUUCCACUUUUAGAUACGCAAUCCUUUCGAUCGGGGCCAGUUGCAAGGUUCGAUCAACCAAUCUGAAGUUACGAAAAAUUGUUUCCCCGAAAGCUUUUCAAGGCUAAUUUGUACCGCUGAUUUUAAAGGAUCGCGGCUCUGAAUACGAGACUGCAUUCAUCGCGCUAAUAUUUUGCUCGAAGUCGAUUUGCUUUUUAAUUGCCUGAAAAUUGUCUAACUAUAAUCAUCUUAGAAGGGCUUUUCUUGUAACGGCCGUUAAGGGCAAAAUCAAGAAUUAUGCAAAAUCGUAAACUAAUUCUCAUCCGAUCGUAAAAAUCUUGGCCAGUUUUCCUGGUGAUAAAAUUUAGGAAUUUAGGAGGCAGACUAAUUGUAUAUUUUAGUUUUAGCUUUUUUUGUUUUAUGCGUUGUAACGUAAAAAAACACUAGCAGCAUCUAAGCGUUGACAAAUUAGAAUCUUAAAUUAACCCGUGUAAACCGCUAGACCCAGUUCCCCUGAAACUUUGUUAUUUCCCUGAGAACAAUUUUCAAUUGGGCGUUGAAAGUAUUCAAGGUUUACUUAACUUUUCUCUGUGAUUGGUCCAGAAAACUCGCGCCAUUCUCUCGUUCUCUCAUUGGCUGUAUAGGAUAUUUUCCAUUCUUCUGAUUGGCCAAUGCGGUUCCUUUGGUUUUGGUUUUGCGACACUAUAUCGAAAAGCGCUCGUAACCUUUAAAUUCCCAGAUCCAUUAAGUGAUUCACCUCACUGUUGGCCAUACAAUUCUUAAGAUGUUAGUUUGGAGAAUUUGGUAUUAGAUCAACUAAUAAUUCCUUCAAGGAUAUUUUUCUUUCCUCGUUGAUAUUUUCCUUCGGUUUUGGUUUCACGACACUCUGUUGCGCUUAACUCUUUACUCCCUAACAUCAAUAUACAUAUU
Pocillopora meandrina is the source of this 8670-nucleotide messenger RNA. The record is from the annotation of a GenBank genome assembly. Lineage: Eukaryota; Metazoa; Cnidaria; Anthozoa; Scleractinia; Pocilloporidae.